AUGACAAGUGGUGCAAACUCCUCAGGAUCUUACUUGUCCUCAAAAAGAAGUUCUAAAAUAGAGGACAACUACUUGAAAGAAUUGAAUGAGGACUUAAAACUAAGGAAGCAGGAACUUUUAGAGAUGUUAAAACCUCUAGAAAAUAAGAACAACCUCUUAUGCCAGAAGUUAAUGUCUAACUUGGAGGAAAAACAAAGAAGUUUGCAGAUCAUGAGGCAGAUCAUGGCAGGGAAAGGAUGUGAUGAAUCCUCAGUCAUGGAGCUCAUUAAAGAAGCAGAGGAGAUGAAACAGAACCUGGAAAGGAAAAACAAGAUGCUUCGGAAGGAAAUGGAGUUGCUAUGGAACAAGACAUUAGAGACAGAAGAACUUCGAGAUCAACAAAAGGCACCACAGAUAAAAACCAGGGCAGACUUACAGGAUGGAAAGGCUCCCAAAUUCCCCUCAUCAUCUAGCAAGAUCAAGGAUGAAUUGGAGAUAUUAUUUGCAGAGAAAGUGAAGGAGAUAAGAGGCUCUUUCUUCCACCAGGAAAAGCAACAGAGGAAAAUGGAAUGGGUCAAGUAUCAGGAACAAGCCAACAUCCUUCAGAAUGACUUUCAUGGCAAAGUGAUUGAGCUGAGAAUUGAAGCCUUGAAGAACUACCAGAAGGCCAAUGAAUUGAAAUUAUCACUGUACUUACAGCAGAAUUUUGCACCAAAGCAAACAUUUUUAAAUCUUCCAGGGUCCCAAGGUUCUAAGGGCACUACAACUAUGGGAAGAGCAACUACUGGCAGAAAUGAACUCAAUAUGAGAAUUCUGGGAUCAAAGACCUACAUUGCACAACAAGGAGCUAAAGAAAAUCAGUCCGAUGAUGCAGGAGGGAGGCUCUUAUUUCUGAGGUCACUGCCAGAUGAAGCUCUGAAGGAUUAA
Molecule: messenger RNA, 906 nt
Organism: Sciurus carolinensis (gray squirrel)
Lineage: Eukaryota; Metazoa; Chordata; Mammalia; Rodentia; Sciuridae
Gene: Ccdc196
Product: coiled-coil domain containing 196
Exons: 10
Coding region: 1-906 (301 amino acids)
Source: RefSeq, a predicted model, not a curated record